GGCUCGGGGCGGGGAAGGGAAGCAGCCGCCCGCUCUGUGUCUCUCCUCCCCCUUCCCCUCCUUCCCCCGCCGGCUCGGGCUGGGCGCAGACGCCGCCUGCCCGGGCGGGGAGCGUGUUCCCGGCAGUGUGCAGGGGAUGGGGCGGCCGGGCUGCCAGCCGAGCGCCCCCGGCCAUGAUGCUGCUGAGCAGGAAGGUGGAGGGGCCCCUGGCCGCAGCGCAGUCGUGGUAUUUGGCAGUUACUGGACAAACGAAAAGUCUGGUGGCUCCCCCCAUGCCAGAUAUGGAGACGGAUUGUACGAUUCUUACAUGAGAAUAGAUCAGAUCAGGUACCAAGACCCCGCAAAUGAAGAACACAGUCCGUCCGGACUUCCUUCACUUGGCAGAUCUAACGUCACUAGCAACAAACUCACAAUGAAGGAUCAUCCCCUGACUGGAAGCCAGGUCAAAGUUGAGCAAUUAUUUGAGGACUCUGGAAACAGAAGGAGCAGUACUCUUCAGUCUGCAGGGAUCAGUGGGUCCGAAAGAUCUCUUCCUUCCCUGACGAAAGAUAAAAGCACAGACAGCUUAGGCACAGCCAAAUCUAGUGGUAGUUCAUCAAAAACACAUAAACCUGUUGCUCAGGCUCCAGAGCAAGCACUGAAACAGUAUAAACAUCAGUUGUCUGCCUACGAGCAGCAAGAAAUAUUGAACUUCUCUGAAAUUUACUUUGUGGGUCCAAAUGCAAAAAAGAGGCAAGGGGUCAUUGGAGGACCUAACAACGGAGGGUACGAUGACGACCAAGGUAGUUACAUUCACGUGCCUCAUGACCAUCUUGCUUACCGCUACGAAGUCCUUAAAAUCAUCGGGAAGGGCAGCUUUGGGCAAGUGGCUAAAGUUUAUGACCAUAGACUCCACCAGCAUUUGGCCUUAAAGAUGGUUCGCAAUGAGAAGCGAUUCCACCGUCAAGCUGCGGAAGAAAUCCGCAUUUUGGAGCAUCUCAAGAAGCAGGAUAAGACUGGCAGCAUGAACGUUAUCCACAUGCUAGAAAGCUUCACCUUUCGGAACCACAUCUGCAUGACCUUUGAGCUCCUGAGCAUGAACCUGUACGAACUGAUCAAAAGAAACAAGUUUCAGGGGUUCAGCAUCCAGCUGGUACGCAAGUUUGCCCACUCGAUACUGCAGUGUUUGGACGCGCUCUAUAAAAACAAAAUCAUACACUGUGACUUGAAGCCGGAGAACAUCCUCCUGAAACAGCAAGGGCGGAGUGGCAUCAAGGUGAUUGAUUUUGGGUCCAGCUGCUUCGAGCACCAAAGAGUCUACACGUACAUUCAGUCUCGGUUCUACAGGGCGCCAGAGGUCAUUCUGGGGAGUCGCUACGGGAUGCCUAUUGAUAUGUGGAGUUUUGGCUGUAUUCUGGUGGAGCUGCUGACUGGAUACCCCCUCUUUCCCGGCGAGGAUGAGGGAGACCAGCUGGCUUGCAUGAUGGAACUGCUUGGAAUGCCUCCUCAGAAGCUCUUGGAUCAAUCCAAGCGAGCCAAGAACUUCAUCAACUCCAAGGGUCAUCCUCGCUACUGCACGGUCACGACGCAUGCGGACGGAAGGGUGACCCUCAAUGGCAGCAGGUCACGCAGGGGCAAAAUGCGGGGUGCUCCAGGCAACAAAGACUGGGUGACAGCACUAAAAGGGUGUGACGACCCCUUUUUUAUAGAGUUCUUAAAAGAAUGUCUUAGCUGGGAUCCUUCUGCACGCAUGACUCCAAGUCAAGCUUUAAGACAUCCUUGGAUUUGCAAACGAACACCCAAGCCCCCCAGCACUGAUAAAACCUCGAGUAAACGGAUAUCGAACUACACAAGCUCUUUCCCAGGCAUUGGUUCCAAGUUGCCUCCCGUAGUUGGCGUGGCAAACAAGUUGAGGGCCAAUUUAACAUCUGACUCCAAUGGCAGUAUACCUCUAUGCACUGUGCUACCAAAACUGGUCAGUUAAUGGAGAACGACAUACUUCCAGAGUUCCAUACCUUGUGUGUUAAUUUUCCUCCUAGUAGUCUGUAAGGUGGUGAAAUGCGGAGGUUUGUAAUGGCUUUCCUUUUUACUAAGCACUAAAUCUUGCUUAGAAAAAGUCGAAACGUAAACAUUUCAAGGGCUAAUUGUUUUAUCAAGCUGUUUCAGUUGCAACGUGGUGCGUACGGCGUCGCUUGAUAGGUCAGCACAUCUGUUUGGCUCAGCGCAGUGACAUGCUUUAACAGAUGUGCCAGUUUGGUUUGAGUUUCAUAAAAAAACAACAAGUCAGAGCAUUUCUUAUCAGGGACAGUUCAGUCAGCAGAUGGUUUGGCACUGACAGCAGGCAAACUAGGUUUAAAAUGCUGCUGUUCUCUUGGAUAGAAGGACCUUUGCUUUCUGUUUUAACUUGCAAAUGAAUUUUUGAACCUGAGGGAAGAGGUUGCAGAUCCACUGUCCAGAGCGCAAGUGUUUUAAUCUGAGAGGUUGGAAGGUCGCUAGCAAGCUGCUCAUUUAUGUUUUAACAAUGUGAUUGUUCUGUCCUGCUUUCCCUUAACCCAUGGUGGCUGGGAUUUUUCAAAGGAGCCCAAGGGAAGUAGGCACCAAAGGAGAUAGGCGCCUAAAUAUCUUAAGCUGGGAUGUUCAAAGGAGCCUACAGGCGUUUGGGGACAUGUUAGUUGUACAUAAAGACACGUAUAUGCUGCUCCCAUUGAAGGGUGUCUGGGUGCACCUAAGAGCAGAAUGUGGCCCACAGCAUUAAGCACAAGUUGCUCAAAUCCUGUUUGGUUGGAGUUUAAAUUCAAGCGUGUAUUUUGGCCAAGUGAUUCCUUCUCCGUCCCUCCCCAACUGAAAAUGCCCAUCCUAAAAACAAGCACCCCUGCUAAUGGAGGCUGCCUUAGAGAAAUGUCUGCAAUCCUGUCCUUUUAAAAUCCCUUUUUGUCCUGCAGGGUGAAUUCCAUUGGAUUACACUGAGCUGCUUCUUAAAAAAAACAGAUGCUCCUUUCCUGCUAAGCAAGUCGAAUUUUUAAGGGCCAGGACUAUAGUGAGAGGCUGUGUAUGGGAUAAGACUAGUAGUUGAAGGAAUGGUCUGAAACCUUUCUAAAUGUCAUCUCUCAAAUACCCGACAAACGCAGGUUAAACCAUCUAAGCAGAUUAGUGUCUUGAAACGAGACAGCGCGUGGCGAAAAAUGACUUCGUUUCAAGUUGUGACCUCUCGGGUAUCUCUGAGAGGGCGAUGCCUCAACUGCUGUUUUGCAUGCUUCAAAUAUACAUAAAGGCUAGGUACAGACAUUCAAAAAGCCCAAAGUGGAAUCAAUCAAAGUUGCGUGGUUUUCUGUGAGCGGCAUAGUUUAGAUGGGUGGUGAACAGAGCACACGUUCGCCCUUUGGUGGGGACGGCAAAUCUUAGACCGGGUUCUGCCGUUUUAAAACCAGUCUGUGUGUACUCACCUUCUGCUCCUUUAUGGGUACUAUAAACCUGUUUGCGAUCACUGGUAAAAGUGCGAUGUCUGUACCUGGCCGCAGUUUUUUGUCUCUCUCUCUCUCUUCCCCAUUUCUCCCCGUCCUUGCCAAGAAAUGAAAUGGCAUUGUGAUCAAUAGAGACAGCAGCACAACUUGCUGAAACUGUUAAUCCAUGUAGCCACGUGGUCUGAGCUGAGUUACAAAAACAUCUGAUCUCUUUCCAAGUGCUUGAACACAGUUUUAAAUGCAAUUUAGAGCUUUUUUAUGAGCCCAGGAUUUUAAAUUUAAUGAGUUUCUCUGUAGCAAUUUUUUUUUAUGGUAGGACAGGGAAGUUCCUGGUUACACAAUCAGUGGAGCGAUUGGUGCGUCCGGCAAAAUAAAUUGACCAAACGUUUUAAAUCCAAGGCUCUUGUUAGGUGAUGUACGGUGCACUUUCUCAUUCCUGUGUUUACUUACAUCCAUCAAUGGCAUGUUGGAUCAGGGGCCCGGGUCUGUAAGGUUAAAAGCGUGUCGGAAUACCAGGAUAAAGCUUGUCCAGCUUGGGCUUUGGAUCACGAUCAAUGGCAAACGCCUUGAAACUGGUUGAUAAAGUGACAGAGCUCAAGUUGAACAAAUAUGUGUAUUUGAUUCUAAAUUCCAGAGUUUCCCAAGAAACUUGGCCCUGUUAAGUAUUCUACAGUACAUACUUUUUAUGUUUUGUUGAGUCGCCUUUCUACACAAGUGUCCAAGUGUCUACACUUUCUACACAAGUGUCUACACAGCCUGCUUACUAGCUGUGGUAAGGCAGUACAGGCCAGCAUUUAGCCAUACACAGUUAACGGCUCCCAAAAGCCAUGGCAUGUGAUUCUUGUCUGUUCCUGUUCCACUUCCUAGGAGCUCACGAACAGUUUCUUCAGUUGGCAAGGCAAAAGUUUUUUUUAUAGGUACGUUAGGCAGGCAUAUUUUUAGACAUGCUAGAGGAUGUCUGCAGCUUUAGCAUCAUCUUGAAUAUAUAUGUAGCAUCUUGAUGAAUAAGGGAGACUUGAAUGAUUUUUUUUCUUCCCCUCCUCGCUCUUUUCCUGGUACAAAUGAACCUUCCGGCAUUGCAAAAUGGCAAACAAAGCAAUGGCAGGCAGAAACACCUUGACCCUGAUUUGGCAGGGUCCCCUGAUCAUAUGCUUAGCUUUAAGCAUGAGUCCAGUUCAUCUAGGACUACCCAUAUAUAUAAAAACAGGACUGUGUUUAAGUACUUGGCUAGAGCCGUGCCUGUGUCCCAGUAUCACAGCAGACAGGGGAAGGGUGAUGUUGGUGAUUUUAGAGGAUUUUUGCUAUAUUGACAGGUAAAUUUCUGUUCUGAAAAAGAAGUCAGUGGGCAAAUUUGGCUCUGUCCUGCACUCAUUCACCCCCAUUGACUUCAGUAUCAUUUAAUACGUGUUUAUACUCUUAGCAAAAUUUGACCCGAUAGCCCAGAAGUAGGAUGCACAUCUGAAUUCAUAAUAGUGUGAAAGGGGGAACUAGAAGCCUGGUCCUGCAAGCACUCUAAAUGCCGAGCCCUUUGUGAGGGCAUGUGGGAACGACACACGUGCAAUCCUUUGGGACCUAAAACUAAAAUGUCCAACAGUGUCACAUCCUGGAGGCGAUCGCGUUUUCACCAGUCGAACCUCACUAAUGCUUGUUUGGCUUCAUGCAAAAAUAUGACUACCUGCAAUACUGGUACGUUGCAUGCUAGUAUGUUCAGAAGUAAUGCUGAUAUUUGCCAGGAUAAAUGGACACAGCCGCUUUCUCUGUUUCUUUUCCUAUGGCUACGGCAGUGUCCUCUAUCUUCUUUACUUUGCAAAUCUACAAGACCCGGCAAAUCUCCCAGGCAUUAUUGAGGUUCUCCUGCUGUUUAAAUCGCGUUCACCUGAUGCUCUAGCACAAUUCAAAUAGGCAUUGCCAAGGUUUACAGUAAAACAAUGAAUCACGCUUCUAAAUUCCUUUUACUGAGUAAGCCCAAGCUUGUUUAAACAAGUGUUCCUUCCAAUGUUCACGAUAUUUUCCUGCACACAGCGUCAGCUCUGUAUUGUAAAUAACAACAUACGCUGUUUAUUGUGUGGUUUUAAUCUUCUUUUAAGAAGUGUGGGUUGUAGGCCUUUGGUUUAGCAAUAUUUUUGUAUUUAAAUUGCUCUAUAACAAGAAAGAAGCAUCAGAUCUGAGACCUGCUACUUUUUACGCCGGGGUCCAGAUAUAAUCUGAAAAGCCCGUGGCUCUGUUGUCCAAAGUGACGGGACAGUGAAGUAUCGUUCUUGCACUAAAGAUUAGGAUAAUACUUAUAGAUGGAUUUACACGACAGGUACAUUUACUUAAGGUUCUGUUAUUUUACUGCUGUGAUCUUACUAACAUCAAUUGCUGACAGUGGUGUUUCCCAUUUUAUAUUGAUUGCUUAUUACUGUGGGAAGAUUUCAGCUACCUUCUACAUGCAGCAGGUUCUGUUGUCCAUUAGUAUUUUUUUAGUUUUCCUUCCUACUCAGCUUGAAUACAAUCUCUGGUCUUGUGGCAAUUGAAGAAUCCGGAUCAAACUGAACAGAAGGUGUUUUUAAAAGGUGUUUAAAUACUGUAAGGCAAUUUUUGUGGGACUGUUAGUCAAAAUCUGGUAUAAUUCACAGUGAUAGUGACCCUUUUGGACUGGGAUGCUGUUAAAAACCAUCUGGUAUCUUUUUAAUGGUAGAUCGACACAAGAGGUGCUUUGUAGCAGUGAUCCUCUUAAAACUACCUCUGAAUAAACCUUGGGUCCUUUUUAAAGACACCCACUGCAGACCACAAUCCUCCUCCCUUUUUUAAAAUCGUGCCGGGUGCUUUGGUUGUAAAGCGCAUACAUGAUGAUCUCAGCAAUGUCUUACUAAUCCCAUGAAUACAAGCAAAAGGCUGAUUCUGCACCCAGAGCUCUGUAUUUAAUUGAGCGAUAUAAAUCCUCUGCCCGGCAAAGUUUAAUGCUGUUGUGGAAGCAAAGGGCCAAAACGAUAUGGAAAGAUUUUCAGUACUUCUAUGCACUAUACAACUGAGAUUAAAAACAGAUUCGGCACCAGAAGGCAUUUCUGAUGGGCAAGUUGGAGGUUUUUUUCUCUCGGAGGUGCUGAGUACCGGUCACACUCUGAUUUCAGGAGGAAUUAUGGUUGCUCUUCAACUCUGAACGUUGGCUCCAAGUUCUCGUACUCCAAGGAUACCACAAGCGCCAUUUAAAGAUUUUAACAUUUUUCUCUUUUUAGUAAGGUAUCAGGGACAUGUAAUUUAUAUAAAUAUGCAAGUUUCAUGCAUCUCUCAUACUUCCCAUAGAAGAUCCUCUCUCUAGUCUGGUGCAAACUUCUACUGGUGUUAUGUUCAAUAUAGCCUCUUAAUAUUGGUGCCCGCCAUGCCAUAGAAAAAUCCAGGGUCUUCAGACUCUUACAAGCCAACCUUCUUCUGGCUGUUUUUAAAUGAUGUGUGCUUCCUUUCUCCCGAAUAAAACCCUUAUGAAUGAACUAACUGGGUGAUUAGUAAGUCUGUGUUGCUAAAAGAACAAACUGUUCCCUUUUCAUAGUACUGUGCCUUAUUAUUUUUACCAGCCUACAUCUGUCUCAGUGCAAUCCAGUUACUAUUCAGGGUUUCUUAUACAUUGCAAGUGUUCACACGAAAAUGUCAAUAUGUCUAAAGAAUUUACAGGUUAGCCUUUGUAAUAUUGUAAAUACUGUGAUGAGUGUAAUAUGGUGGAAAUUGUAGAGACCACUUAAGGUGCAUGUGAGCUUACCCUUUUCUCUCUGUAAAGGAACACUUUUGGGGGGGAAAAAGUCAGUUUUCAACGAUGUAUGUAAAUGUAAUGAACAGAUAUUUCCUAAAAUUGUACUUCAGUUCAUUUUUAAAGAAAAAAUAAAUACAUAAUUUUCUUUA
Molecule: messenger RNA, 7316 nt
Organism: Alligator sinensis (Chinese alligator)
Lineage: Eukaryota; Metazoa; Chordata; Crocodylia; Alligatoridae
Gene: DYRK3
Product: dual specificity tyrosine phosphorylation regulated kinase 3
Exons: 4
Coding region: 137-1963 (608 amino acids)
Biological process (GO): peptidyl-serine phosphorylation; positive regulation of cell cycle G2/M phase transition; peptidyl-threonine phosphorylation
Cellular component (GO): nucleus
Molecular function (GO): protein serine/threonine kinase activity; ATP binding; protein serine/threonine/tyrosine kinase activity
Source: RefSeq, a predicted model, not a curated record